CCAGAAUCCAGACUCAGUCCAGGACAACACGGUCCACCAGUCACAGCGGAGACCUGCAGGACGAUGGAGAACCAGAACCCGGACCACAGGAGCCAAACAGCAGCCUCGUGCUCUGAUAGCACCGAUGUUCAGAAACGGAGAGGAAGAGAGAGAGAACGUCACCACUGUCAGCACUGUGACAAAUACUUCACAAGAGCUUAUAAUUUAAUGGUUCAUCAGAGAAUUCACACCGGGGAGAAACCAUACAGCUGUGACCAAUGUGGGAAAGCUUUCACUCAAUCAAGUGAACUAAAAAUCCACCACCGAGUUCACACUGGAGAGAGGCCAUACAGCUGUGACCAGUGUGGGAAAGCUUUCAUUCAGUCAGGUGACCUAAGAAUCCACCAACGAGUUCACACUGGGGAGAAACCAUAUAACUGUGACCAAUGUGGGAAAUCUUUUGCUCAUUCAGGUGUACUAAAAAUCCACCUACGCGUUCACACUGGAGAGAAACCGUAUAGCUGUGGGCAAUGUGGGCAAGCUUUCGCCACAUCGGGUAUGCUAGAAAUGCACCAACACGUUCACACUGGAGAGAAACCAUACUGGUGUAACCUAUGUGGGAAAAAAUUUACGAGUUUUAAUAUCUUAAAAGUCCACCGACGUGUUCACACUGGAGAGAAACCUUACAUGUGUGACCAAUGUGGGAAAACCUUUGCUGCACCAGCUGAAUUAAGAGUUCAUUGUCGUGGUCACACUGGCGAGAAACCUUACAAGUGUGACCAAUGUGGGAAAGCUUUCACCACAUCAGGUGACCUGAAAAAACACCAGCGUGUUCACACUGGAGAGAAACCGUACGGCUGUGACCAAUGUGGGCAAACAUUCACCACAUCGAGUCAGCUGAAAGUCCACCAACGUGGUCACACUGGAGAGAAACCUUACAGCUGUGAUCAGUGUGGGAAAGCUUUCAUUUCAUCGGGUGAACUAAACGCCCACCAACGUGUUCACACCGGAGAAAAACCGUACAGCUGUGACAAAUGUAGGAAAGCUUUCAGUACAUCAAGUCAGUUUACUGUCCACCGGCGUAUUCACACUGGGAAUAAACCGUACUGGUGUGAUCAAUGUGGGAAAGCUUUCACUCAAUCAAGUGAACUAAAAAUCCACCACCGAGUUCACACUGGAGAGAGGCCAUACAGCUGUGACCAGUGUGGGAAAGCUUUCAUUCAGUCAGGUGACCUAAGAAUCCACCAACGAGUUCACACUGGGGAGAAACCAUAUAACUGUGACCAAUGUGGGAAAUCUUUUGCUCAUUCAGGUGUACUAAAAAUCCACCUACGCGUUCACACUGGAGAGAAACCGUAUAGCUGUGGGCAAUGUGGGCAAGCUUUCGCCACAUCGGGUAUGCUAGAAAUGCACCAACACGUUCACACUGGAGAGAAACCAUACUGGUGUAACCUAUGUGGGAAAAAAUUUACGAGUUUUAAUAUCUUAAAAGUCCACCGACGUGUUCACACUGGAGAGAAACCUUACAUGUGUGACCAAUGUGGGAAAACCUUUGCUGCACCAGCUGAAUUAAGAGUUCAUUGUCGUGGUCACACUGGCGAGAAACCUUACAAGUGUGACCAAUGUGGGAAAGCUUUCACCACAUCAGGUGACCUGAAAAAACACCAGCGUGUUCACACUGGAGAGAAACCGUACGGCUGUGACCAAUGUGGGCAAACAUUCACCACAUCGAGUCAGCUGAAAGUCCACCAACGUGGUCACACUGGAGAGAAACCUUACAGCUGUGAUCAGUGUGGGAAAGCUUUCAUUUCAUCGGGUGAACUAAACGCCCACCAACGUGUUCACACCGGAGAAAAACCGUACAGCUGUGACAAAUGUAGGAAAGCUUUCAGUACAUCAAGUCAGUUUACUGUCCACCGGCGUAUUCACACUGGGAAUAAACCGUACUGGUGUGAUCAAUGUGAGAAAACCUUUACUCAGGCUGGUGCCCUUAAACGCCACCAAUGUGUUCACGCUGCCUCGUUUUAAACAUUCAUCAGUCAAUUAAGCUGUUUUUCAUUUUGCCUCCUCAUGCCCUUGAAGUGCCCAGGCUCCUGAAAGACUCAUUUCAAAACAGUAUUGCGUCUGCAAUCUGGAGCUCUCACGAAGACCGUUUGUUUUAUGGACAACCUUUGUAUUGAACACCACCUGCAGUUCUUUCAACUACUCAGUCCCACGGAAAGCCGUUGAGCAGAGAAAAAAACUACUCCUGCAACUGCGAGGCCCAGCCCAGCAGCCCACUCUACAGUGGAUAGCCAUCUCGACAGUCUUGUCCAGCAUCCAGUCAUCACUUGCUAGCAUUAACUCUACAUCCAAACUCUGAGGUUGGGCUUGGCACCCUCCACAAGUCAAGUUUUAAUGGCACAGCUGGCAGUUUUCCUCCUCAGGUGCAGGCCUGUGAUAACAUCAGUCUUUUAUGCGACUUUAUAAAACAUAGGCUGGAGAUG
Molecule: messenger RNA, 2465 nt
Organism: Micropterus dolomieu (smallmouth bass)
Lineage: Eukaryota; Metazoa; Chordata; Actinopteri; Centrarchiformes; Centrarchidae
Product: zinc finger protein 239-like
Exons: 3
Coding region: 64-2007 (647 amino acids)
Biological process (GO): regulation of transcription by RNA polymerase II
Molecular function (GO): RNA polymerase II cis-regulatory region sequence-specific DNA binding; DNA-binding transcription factor activity, RNA polymerase II-specific
Source: RefSeq, a predicted model, not a curated record